This is a messenger RNA of Erigeron canadensis, 4239 nucleotides long. RefSeq lists its product as uncharacterized. Lineage: Eukaryota; Viridiplantae; Streptophyta; Magnoliopsida; Asterales; Asteraceae. Gene Ontology annotation, molecular function: transmembrane receptor protein tyrosine kinase activity; ATP binding. The record is from RefSeq and is a predicted model, not a curated record. Bases 1 to 4098 code for a protein of 1365 amino acids. Gene Ontology annotation, biological process: protein autophosphorylation. The transcript is spliced from 7 exons. Gene Ontology annotation, cellular component: plasmodesma; plasma membrane.
AUGUCUUUAGAUAGUGGGGAGUCUCAACUUCCCCCCUCCACUGCACAACGGUUACAACCAUGCCGUAUAUUCGAACUACAUGAAAUCCUUUUAGCAACCGAAAACUUUAAUGAAUCUUUCGUGAUUGGUAAAGGGGGCUUUGGAAAAGUGUACAAAGGUAAAGUUACGGUUGGAACUAGUCAUGUUGCCGUUGCUAUUAAACGGUUAGAUCUGAUUUCUGAUCAUGGGGCAACAGAGUUCUGGGCUGAAGUCGAGAUGCUUUCGAAGUUGCGUCACUCUCAUCUAGUGUCUCUGAUUGGUUAUUGUUACCAUGAAAGAGAAAUGAUACUAGUAUAUGAGUAUAUGCCGAAUGGAACACUUGAAGAUCAUCUCCAUAAUCUCCGCACCCGUCUUUCUUGGGUUGAUCGGCUAAAAAUAUGCAUAGGCGCCGCCCGUGGGGUAGACUACCUUCACACUGGUACCGGUAUUGAGUUUGGUGUUAUACACCGAGAUGUCAAAAGCUCAAAUAUUUUGUUAUGCGAAAAUUGGGUAGCUAAAAUAUCGGAUUUUGGGUUGUCCAGAGUAGGCCCAACGAAUCAACCAUACCCUUAUGUUAACACUAUUGUAAAAGGCACUUUUGGGUAUCUUGAUCCAAACUAUUUUGCCACUGGAAAGUUCACAAGGAAGUCUGAUGUGUAUGCUUUUGGUGUUGUACUGUUUGAAGUGUUGUGUCGGAAGCGACCAUUGGAUACGAGUCUUGAAUUUGGUUUAGCUACGUGGGCACAAGACUCGAUCAAAGAAGGCAAGUUAAAGAGUAUAGUUGAUUCUGAUAUAAGGGGUGAAAUAUCCCCAAAAUGUUUGAAGGGGUUUGCUAGAAUUGCGUACAGAUGCUUAGCAAAUUAUCCAAAGCAUCGUCCUACCAUGACUGAGAUUAUAUAUACUCUGGAAUCUCUACUUACCCUGUCGUUGCACGUUCAACACAAGUCGAUAUUUACUAGAAGGGUUGAUGUGUUUCCCUCCAUCUUUGCCGAUGAAAACCCAGGCGAGUCGAUAUUUACUAGAAUGGUUGAAGUGUUUCCCUUCAUAAUUAUCGGUGAAAAUCCAGAGUAUAUUGACCGUGGUUCUAUCCUAUAUGAAGACAUAAAAUCAGCCACCAACAACUAUGCUGAUGAAAAUCUUGUUAAACAAACUACUUCCUCAAAUAUUUACAAAGGAAGACUCGUGCAGACAUCAGGAGAAGUGAUCAAUAUUGUUGUACGGAGAUGUACGCAACUACACAUUGCAGCCAACGAGAUUAUUAUGCUAAAAGAUCUCAGGCAUGAAAAUAUCCUUCCUAUCUUCAAAUUUUGUGAGAUGGUUGAUACUCUAGUGAUCAUAAACAAACAUGAGGCAAAUGAAAGCCUGGACAAACAUCUAAGUUGCUCAACCCUUGGUUGGAUGCAAAGACUCCAUAUUUGUGUUGGUAUAGCACGUGCAUUGACUUACCUUCAUUAUGAUGCAGAAGUGAAUCAUUGUGUGAUACAUGGUAACAUCAAGAGCUCCAAAAUUUUACUAGAUCACGACUGGGAACCGAAGUUACAUGGUUUUGGAUUUGCUGUUAGAGCUAAAAGGAAUCAGCUUUACAAUACCGAUAAAUACAACCGCUCAUUAUACUAUAUGGACCCAGCAUAUGAACACACUAGAGGUUUGACUCAUAAGUCAGAUGUCUUCUCCUUUGGUGUUGUAUUGUUUGAAGCUCUGUUUGGGAGGGAUGCAUCGUCUGUUCUAAGCACUCCUGAUCACAAUGAUAAAUUGUACUUUGCUCGAUUGGCCCGAGUUCAUUAUGAAGAGAAGACCCUGGAUGAUAUGAUCGAUCCCUAUCUCCGAGUACAGAUGAAUUUGGAAUCACUAAUCGUCUUCUCCGAGACAGCUUAUUUUUGCUUGAAGGAGAAACCGUCAGAACGUCCAGAUAUGAAAAAAGUUCUCCAAAGACUUAACUCAGCGUUGGAACUUCAGCGCAAACAUGAAAGUCUUGAACAUUCAACAGUUGGAGAAGCUACAUCAUCUAACCACUUGAAGGUGAAAACAUUGGAUCACUUAAAAAUCCAACUGGGCGACAUAAAGUUGGCAACAAACAAUUUUUCCGAAAAAUAUAGCAUUGGUUCAGGUGGAUAUGCUACCGUCUACAAAGCAGAACUUGACUAUUUUGAUAGCAGAACUUCACCGACACUGAAUAAAGGAGAGAAAAGAGUUGAAGUGCCCAAGAGACGUGGCAUUGUAGCUAUCAAACGUAUCUUUAGUUUUGAUAUCUUCCGCAGGGGAGACGGGCAAGCAGAAAAAGGGUUCCUAGCUGAAAUUGAAUUGCUUAGCAAGUGUAAGCAUCCAAAUAUAGUUUCUCUUAUUGGCUUUUGUAACGAAGAAACUGAGAUGAUUUUGGUUUAUGAGUAUGCAACUAAUGGAAGUCUUGAAGCGUAUUUAGGAAAGAAUGAUAACAUCACGAAUCUUACUUGGGAUAAACGUAUAAAGAUAUCAAUUGAUAUUGCACAUGGAUUACGUUAUCUUCAUGAGGUCACUAAGGACAAAGAAUGCAUAAUACAUAGGGAUAUAAAGAGCGCUAACAUUUUAUUAGAUGAUAAGUGGGAGGCAAAGAUUGCAGACUUUGGGCUCUCCAAACUACAUCCUACAUAUAACCUACGUAGCACCCUCGAUACGGGUAACAUUGGCGGUACCCAAGUGUACCUGGAUCCAGAGUAUGAGAAAACCGGUAACUUGAAAACUAGCUCGGAUAUUUAUUCCUUCGGAGUAGUUUUGUGUGAAAUAUUGUCUGGGAAUGUGGCAUAUGAUAAUAUCUACAAUACAAUGGGGCUUCCAUCAAUAGUACGACAAUGCUUUAAUGACGGAACUAUAGAGGAAUUGGUAGAUCCACAGAUGAAGGAAUCUGGUGAAAAUACUUUUGUGCUUGAUGACGGCCUUAAUCACGAUUCUUUAUAUACAUUUUCAAAAAUAGCAAGUCAAUGUGUAGCGGAAGCUCAAGCUCGCCGUCCAACAAUGGAAGUUAUCCUUAGAGAGCUUGAGAAAUCUUUAAAUUAUCAAAAUAACAGGAAGGACAACCUCCAAAUUUCACUUGAAACGAUAAAGUUAGGCACACAAAACUUCAAUGACUGCAACUGCACUGGAAAAGGAAGAUUUUGGAGGUUGUAUGAAGGAGAAAUUUCACUUGGAAUUGCUAAUGGACAUACCCCAAUCGUUGCAAAGAGAUUUGAUGGCCAGUCGGAUGAAGGAAACUCACAAUUUAUGACGGAGUUGAAAGUUCUUUUUGAACAUAAGCACAAAAAUAUCGUUGGUCUUGUAGGGUAUUGUAAUGAAAUGAGUGAAAAAAUAAUUGUAUAUGAGCAUGCCUCAAACGGAACACUGGAUAAGCAUUUGGACAAUGCUAAUCUUACGUGGAUGAAACGUCUCAAGAUAGGCAUCGAUGUUGCAAAGGCAUUGGAAUAUCUUCACACCGGUGGCACCACCAAAGAUACUCCGAUGAUACAUAGAGACAUCAAAAGCAGUAACAUUCUACUUGACGGUGAUUGGAGUGCUAAACUUUCUAAUUUAGAGGAGUUAUCAAAUGCUAGGGGACCAAAGAAAGUUGAACAUAUUGAUGAGAAUAAUGCAUAUGGCUCACUGAGCUACAUAGACCCACAAUACGAAGCGUUGGGUUUUUUAUAUCCAACAUCUGACAGGUAUUCAUUAGGUGUGGUUUUAUUAGAGAUGAUGUUGGGGAAAUUGGCAUGUGCAGAGGAAUUUGAGGGUCUCUACUAUAAGUCUUUAGUCCGUUUGGCUAAAACGUGGUAUAAAAAUAAUACUCUGGAUGAGAAAAUAUUUAAAGGUAUAAAAGAACAAAUUGUGCAAGAAUCAUUGGAUACAUAUUCUGCCAUCACCUUUAAAUGCCUUCAAAAUUAUGGUAUAUAUCGGCCAGGUGCUAGUGAGCUGGUUGACCAACUUACAUUGGCAUUGGCAUACCAAGAGGAUUAUGAGAUAUGGGAGCCUAAUUUCCCAAAGACUAUGAAAGCCUGUGCAAGAUUUCAAACACUAAAUUUGAGUUUAGUGGUAAAAAAAUAUUUGAUAGGUUCUCUCCUCAACGUGAAAGAAUAAAGAAUUUUUCCGACUUGAUCUGCAAAGGCUUCCUAUUUCAAGAAGGCAAAGCGUGGUUUUCAUUAGGGAGUAAAGGAAAAAGAAAUGUGAUGAUAUCGUCAAGAUUAUUUGCAUACCCAAAUCGCUCGGAACGCAAGUGGC